Lactuca saligna is the source of this 560-nucleotide messenger RNA. The record is from the annotation of a GenBank genome assembly. NCBI's taxonomy places the organism in Eukaryota, Viridiplantae, Streptophyta, Magnoliopsida, Asterales, Asteraceae.
AUGUUAAUGGGCACUACUUUUCAAAAUGUGGACUCCUCAAAUGGUUUGUCCAAGAUUCUACAUGCUCCUGGUGACAUUAUAAAGGUUGGAGAAACUCUAUUACAGUUGGUGGUUGAUGAUUUUGCAGUUCCAUUUAAUGAUUCUGAUGCAUCAGUAGUUUCUGAUGGGUCAAAGUCUGAUGAACACAAGCUAGAGCUCAGAAAGAGUCAUGCAAAUGACAAUUUAUCCACCCCUGCUGUUAGAAGUCUUGCAAAGCAACAUGAAAAAGGAAUUAUUGAUGGCAAACCUGCUUUUAAUCCUACUUCUAUCGAACCCAUGUUUGGACCUGAAGAACAACUUCAAGAGAUGGCUGAAUCACUUUAUCAUGACUAUUCUCUCAAAGGGCUUAUCAGCGUGCAAUGGUUAGGUCAAUGACUACAGCUGCUAGUGUUCCUCAUUUUCAUUAUGUGGAAGAAAUAAACUGUGAUGGGUUUAUGAAACUUAAAUCAGCUUUCCAGAAAGAGAAUAUUGAUCCAGAUAUUAAAUUCACAUUCCUUCCUGUGUUAAUAAAGUCAUUAUCC